UUGAUUGUUAAAUGAGUGCCAACGCCCAAGCAGCAUCUGAGCCAGAAGCCGAUCGACCAUGGCUGUAGAUACAACAAUUGUGUCCGCUCCGGGAAAGGUACUCUUGACAGGAGGGUACCUCGUGCUUGAUCAACGGUAUAAGGGAUUGGUCGUAGCGACAGACUCGCGGUUCUAUGUUGCUAUACGCCAAAGGAGCAAGCAAGACUCUCCUUUCCCGACCAUCACCGUAAGGUCACCACAAUUUACGGAUGGACGCUGGACCUAUCUCGUAAAGUCCCGCGAAGAUGGAAGCGGAAUCGAACUGACUUCUAUCGAUCAUGACACAGAAAAUAGAUAUGUUGAAUGCACGCUGAGCCAUACGUUAGAGGUUGUUGCGGGGCUGGUGCCUAAUUGGAAAACCAAGAUGUCAGCUGGAAUGGAUAUUGUCAUUGUUGGAAGUAAUGACUUUUAUUCGCAAAGGGAGCAGCUUAGGAGCCGGGGCCUGCCCUUGACGAGUGCUUCUCUUUCAUCCCUACCGCCGUUCUGUAGCACGCUUUGCAGUAUACGUGACGUUCAUAAAACCGGGCUGGGUUCAUCGGCUGCCAUGAUUACAUCUCUGGUUGGAGGGAUUCUUAGUCACUUUGGUGCCAUACAGCUCCCUGCUGCUUCUAUAUCAAUGACCGGAAACUCGAAUAAGAUUUCCGAGGUUGAGCGGUACGCCUUGUCGCUCGCCCAUAAUUGCGCACAACUGUGCCACUGCCUCGCUCAGGGCAAAAUCGGGAGCGGCUUUGAUGUCAGCGCUGCAGUGUUUGGGAACCAUUCGUACCGAAGGUUUUCGCCAACAGUCCUGGAUCCAUUGAUGGAACAUAAAAAUGCGUCCCCAUCAUCAAGACUUAGAGACCUGGUCGAUACAAUUGACCCUAAGCGAUCACAUAGCUGGGACAAUGAAGUGAGUCAGUUCCACUUGCCGCCCAAUUUCACUCUGAUGCUGGCAGACAUCGACGCUGGGAGCAGCACGUACAAACUCGUUUCAGAGGUUCUUAGAUGGCGACGAACGCACACUGACGAGGCGGAUGCCUUAUGGACGAAGCUUGAUCUUGAAAAUGCACGCAUCGAGCAGUGCAUGCGUGAUUUAAGCCGAAUUGCAGAGCACCAGAAGGCGGGGUAUGAAUCUGUACUUUCGAUGUGCGCAGAAGUUAAGGCAUCGUUGUGGUCCAAUCUUGAUGUCAAUGACGACCUUGUAGACGUUAAGAACAUCUUCAGUACGGUCUAUGAAACAUUUCAGAAUGUACGAAAGUACCUGCGAGAGAUGUCUGUGAAAGCGGGCGUGCCAAUAGAACCUCCAGAGCAAACGCGACUGCUAGAUGCGUGCCUUGACGUUCCUGGAGUCGUAAUGGCAGGCGUACCUGGAGCUGGUGGGUACGAUGCAAUUUUCUGCUUGGUCAUCUCCGAAACGGCGCGGCAUGAAGUGCGACAGCUGUGGAGUACUUGGACGGAAAUGGCGGUUGGGCCAUUAUUGACUCAGCAUAGUAGUACAGGACUGGUUAGAAUAGAUAGACCAGGAGAUAUUCCUGGCUUAGAGAAAGCAAUGUGUACAUUCGAAUGAAAAACUAGAGUGUGGUGGGCA
This is a messenger RNA of Spizellomyces punctatus DAOM BR117, 1606 nucleotides long. RefSeq names its product phosphomevalonate kinase. Lineage: Eukaryota; Fungi; Chytridiomycota; Chytridiomycetes; Spizellomycetales; Spizellomycetaceae. Gene Ontology annotation, molecular function: ATP binding; phosphomevalonate kinase activity. Bases 59 to 1585 code for a protein of 508 amino acids. The record is from RefSeq and is a predicted model, not a curated record. The transcript has 9 exons. Gene Ontology annotation, cellular component: peroxisome. Gene Ontology annotation, biological process: ergosterol biosynthetic process; isopentenyl diphosphate biosynthetic process, mevalonate pathway.